Messenger RNA from Seriola aureovittata, 1462 nucleotides. RefSeq names its product cutC copper transporter homolog (E. coli) (gene cutc). Bases 203 to 958 code for a protein of 251 amino acids. NCBI's taxonomy places the organism in Eukaryota, Metazoa, Chordata, Actinopteri, Carangiformes, Carangidae. The record is from RefSeq and is a predicted model, not a curated record. Gene Ontology annotation, molecular function: copper ion binding. The transcript has 9 exons.
UCCGGAAAACGCCGAUCCACUGUUGUCGCUGUCUGUAGCUGUAAGUAGUGAAUCAGUCACCCAAACAACAUGCACUGAUGCAGUGACGCUUCCAAACAACUGAUAAGGUGCCAUGAAUCGAUAGGAAGAGGAAUUGACAGUGAAUCUCUUUCUGUCUCCGUCUGCCUGUCUGUCUUCGUGUCUCUCAGUCCAGACAGUCAGUAUGGCAGAGAGCUUUUUGAUGGAGGUGUGUGUGGACUCCGUGGAGUCUGCUGUCAAUGCUGAACGAGGAGGUGCAGGUCGACUUGAGCUGUGCUCUAGUCUUCUGGAGGGCGGGCUAACUCCCAGUGUAGGUUUGCUGCAGGUCGUGAAGCAGUAUGUCAAAAUUCCAGUCUAUGUGAUGAUACGGCCUCGUGGAGGGGACUUCUUGUACUCAGAUCAGGAAGUGGAGGUGAUGAGGAAGGACAUAGAGCUGAUGAAGAGCCAUGGAGCCGAUGGAUUAGUGCUGGGAGCCCUGACAGAGGAUGGACGGGUGGAUGCAGAGCUCUGCAUGGAGUUACUGGCUGCUGCUCGUCCUUUGCCUCUCACCUUCCACCGAGCUUUUGACAUGGUUCACGACCCAGCAGUCGCUCUGGAGACUCUCGUAUCAUUAGGGUUCCAGCGUGUGUUGACAAGUGGCUGUGACAGCUCUGCUUUGGAGGGACUUCCUCUCAUCAAACGGAUCAUCGAUCAAGCUAAAGGGAGAAUUACCAUCAUGCCAGGAGGGGGUAUCACAGAGAGGAACCUGCAGAGAAUUUUAGAGGGAUCAGGGGCUCAAGAGUUUCACUGCUCAGCCCGCUCCAGUAAAGAUUCUUCUAUGAAGUUCAGGAACACCUGUGUGAAUAUGGGAGCUGCUUUCUCAGCACCUGAGUACGGCCUAAAGGUGGCAGAUGUGAGCAAAGUCCGCACUCUUAAUGCAAUUGCCAGAAAUACCUUGUGAGUGGCUACUGGACAAUCAUGACAGACAACAAAACAGAUACCUCAAAGGUGAUCAUGAGUAAUUGUACUGAUAUGUCAUCAUUUAUUUUUACUAAAAGCCAGAAAAAGAAGACAUUUCAGAACUGCCACAGAGUACUUUUGUUUCUCGUUUUUUUUAAUCACUGAUCAAACAGUCCUUGUAAAGUUAGAGCUCAGGGACAGACCUGCAGCCUUCUGGGAUAUGCAGUGCAGAGAGCAUAAUUUACAUGUAUUAUUAUAAAACUGUACGUGGCCUCAGAAAUAGAGAUAGGGUCAUGAAAUACACGGUAGAUGGUUAAAUUAAAAAUGGCGCUAACCAGUGCUGCUGCUGUUUUCAGAGCAGUGAGUUUUCCAUUUGCUGUAUCAUUGACCUAUUUACAGUGGACGAUAAUGCAAAGCUGUGACCUCCUGUGCUUCAUUUUUUACAAGGACACAAUCAUUACAACUUCACUUUGCUCAGAAUGUAAUAAAAGUCAGAAAACUUCAA